AUGCUGGAGAUGCGCAGGGAGGUCGAGAAGAUCUUGAAGGAACGCGAUGUGCCCUGUUUGAAGCUCCACGGCGAGUAUGGGGCCCUGGAGCUGUCUACAGCACUGCAGCGGUGGCCUGAGAUCUUCAGCACUUUGCUGUCUGCAGAGGAAUUGCAAAUGAGCUUUGAUAUCGCCAUCUACGACAUGCAUGUGAAGGAGCCAUUGCAACCUACCUUUGCUAUCGGUGUCUCCAAACUCUUCAGCCUGGAAGUACCUGGUGUUGCAGAGAAGCGCCCCUCCGUCCUUCGUGGCGAUGCAGUACUGGUCAUAAGUAAGACUGGACGUUUCAAGGCAUAUGUGCAUAGAGUGCAACUCGACAGGGUGGAUCUGUCAUUCCACCAGACGUUCGACAACAAUCCGCCGUUUGAGGUGAAAUUCUUUUUCACCCGAACGCCCCUGAAGCUCAUGCACCGUGCCUUGGCAGACACCAGCGAUCGAGUGCAUUUUGUUUACAGCCGCGAGCCCGGGCAGAUGCCCACGGCGGCUCCCGUUGCUGCUCCUGGCCUGAAUGAAGAGCAGUCGCGCUUUGUGGAGACCGUCGUCCGGGCCCGGCGCAUCACACGGAUCACUUUGUCUGCGGCAGAGAGGGAGUUGAACGAGAGCCUGUCGGGUGCAACUUCAACUGCGCGGGAUCGUCGGUUGAUGAAAGGUGGGGAGACUUUGCUGUACCAUCAAACAGACACCACUUCGGCUCAGAGAAUUUUGGAAUCAGGGCGAAUGUUCAGGGGCCGCACAGGUGCUUUGGGUGGCGGCAUCUACUUUGCCAAAACCCCUGCUGAUACACACAGGAAGGCACACCAUCACGGUCCCAUCUUGGAGUGUCUCGUGAAGCUUGGGCGGAUCAAGGAGGUAACCACCACCGACUCCACAAUAACGUUCACCAAGCUGCAGAGCGAAGGCUUUGAUUCCGUGCUGUACAAAGGGUUCCCAUCUGGCCCUGAGUACGUGGCGUACAACUUCGACCAAGUCAAACCUGUUUGCAUACAUGGCCAGCAUCAGCAGUUGGUACCAUCUGUUCUGCCGCUUUUGCUCUGGGGACCUCCCGGCACAGGCAAGACCACCACGCCCUCCGUCACCACGUUAGUCGCUGCCAUCCACAAGGUUCUACAGAUCCCCGGCGCGAAGGUGCUAGCAACUGCCCCGUCCAACGCCGCAGCUGACUUGAUUUGUGAGAAGCUGGGCGCCGCAGGCAUUGUCAAGAUGCUGCGUCUCAACGGCAUGCUUCGCAAUGAAGCGGACGUGCCACCUUCUGUGAAGCCCUUCACUAGGAGAGGUCAAGCUGGUUUUGACACCUUCAGCAUCCCAAGCCUGGAAGAGCUGCAGUCCUUUGACAUCAUCGUUUCCACCUGCACAGCGGCGGGCUACCUGGCGAGCCAAGCGAGGCUGCCGGGCUGGUUUACCCACGUUUUUGUGGAUGAGGCCGCGCAAGCCCUGGAACCAGAGGUUUUAAUCCCCAUCAGCGUUGCAGAGGCAGGAGCCCUGGUGGUGCUUGCAGGUGACUUCAAGCAGCUGGGUCCUGUGAUAAGAUCGCCUGAGGCUGCUCAGCGGGGCUUGGAUACGUCCCUACUCGAGCGUGUCGUGCAGCAUAUUGGCAUCGACCACCGGCGAGUUCAUACACUCUUACGGUCCUACAGAGCUCAUCCCAGCAUCAUGCACAUCUACAAUAUCACCAUGUAUGGUGGAAUGCUGCAAUGCUCAUGCCCAGCAAGCAGCUAUGACAUGACCCACUGGAGCCGCUGCUCCUUGGGUGCUGUUGGGACCCGGCACCCGGUGAUCUUCCAUCACGUCUGUGGAUCUGAAGCUCGAGAAUCAACGUCACCGUCUUGGUCAAACCCAGACGAGGUGGAAGUACUCCGCACGUAUGUGCAGGAGCUGAGUGCAAUGGGUGUUCCUGCAACGGAUGUGGGCAUCAUCACUCCCUAUCAACUGCAGUGCAAGCGUUUGCGGCUCAUGUGCAAGACGGAGCAAUUCCCAGCUCUGGUGGGAACUACGGAGCAGUUUCAAGGCCGUGAGAAUCGCAUCAUUCUAAUCUCCACCGUGCGCUCCCGUCAGGAGAACGAGGUGCCAAUGGACCUGAAGUUUGCCCUCGGUUUUGUGGGAAACGAGAAGCGCUCCAACGUGGCUCUCAGCCGCGCGAGGUCGAUGCUGGUGCUCGUGGGAAACCUGCGGUUGCUGUCAGCAGAUUCCCACUGGAACAAGAUCAUAAGGCUCGCCGCGGAGAGGGGUUACUGUAGCGGCCAGCCCUUUGAGCUUCAGAGGCCUUGGAUCAUUGAUGGCCGAGCUUCUCAAACAGCCUCGGGGGCUGAGCAGGAGCUGGUCUCACGACCUUGGCUAAGGCUCGAGUAG
Molecule: messenger RNA, 2385 nt
Organism: Symbiodinium sp. CCMP2456
Lineage: Eukaryota; Dinophyceae; Suessiales; Symbiodiniaceae
Source: the annotation of a GenBank genome assembly